This is a messenger RNA of Ostrea edulis (European flat oyster), 573 nucleotides long. RefSeq lists its product as uncharacterized. Lineage: Eukaryota; Metazoa; Mollusca; Bivalvia; Ostreida; Ostreidae. The coding region runs from base 1 to 573 and encodes 190 amino acids. The record is from RefSeq and is a predicted model, not a curated record. The transcript has a single exon.
AUGGGUGGUGUAUGGGAGAGACUUAUAGAGAUAACGAGACGAAUUCUUGAUAGCAUGUUGCUAGAUCACCGACGGGUUGGACUUACACAUGAAGUGCUGGUUACUCUUUUAGCAGAGACUAGUGCAAUGAUCAACUCACGACCAUUGACGGGUAUCCCUUCUGACCCAAACUCAUCAUUCAUCCUCACACCAAACAUUCUACUAACUCAGAAGAUGGAUGUAUUAAACGAAAAGAUUUGUGAAACUGAUUCUAAGGAUUUGAUGCGUGUUCAGUGGAAAAGAGUACAACACUUUGCAAAGGUAUUCUGGGACAAGUGGAAGAAGGAAUAUUUACACACUCUACAGACUCGAAAGAAAUGGCAUCAGACCCAAAGAAAUGUUCGUGUUGGUGAUGUGAUACUGAUGAGAGAGAAAGAUAUGCAUCGAAAUGAAUGGCCCUUAGGCAUCGUCACCAAGGUGUUUCCUGGACAAGAUGACCUAGUGCGUAAAGUGGAGGUCAAGGUCAACCGGAAUGACAAGAUCACUUCAUACACCAGGCCGGUGAACGAUAUUGUUAUCCUCUUGGAACAGUGA